CAAAAUGGCCACUCAUGGACGUUAAACAACAUCUAUCAAGGAAAUUGUUGCGCCUAAUGCCAUUACUUAGUAAAUGAACAAAUAAUAUUACUUCUAUUUGAAUUCUUUAUCCUUAUAAUUUUUUUACUUUUUUUCUGGUUUGUUUGUAAAUUAUACUAUAAAUACUAAAAAUCAUGAGUAAUUAUGAAGACGAUCAAAGUGAAGAUGGAGAAUUAGCACGGAGUCCUAUACACGACGAAAUGGAUUUCAGUUUAUCUGACGAAGACAGAGAUAACCCAGAUGCACUGAUUAUCAAGCCUCCUCAAGCAGUGAUUAGAACCACACACAGGGACAAGCGCCACAAGAGAUCUGCAAAAGAUAAAUACAAAGACACAUCUAGAAAAGAAAAGAAGCAUCUCUUCAGGGACCGUGAUAAGUCUGAAAAAUCUAAAAGAGAACUUAUAAAAACUUCUGAUCGAGAAGAAAUGGCCAAAGAUUACUAUAGAGAAAAACAAUACUACAGGGAAAAAGAUAUUUAUAGAGAGAAAGAAAUGUUUAGAGACAAAGAAACAUAUAGAGAAAAAGAGUUGUAUAGAGAUAAGGAAAUCUACAGAGAGAAAGAAAUUUAUCGGGAGCCUAAGGAUAUGUACCGUGAGAAAGAAAUUAGAGAAAAAGAUCCAUAUCGUGAAAGGGAAGCAUAUAGAGACAAAGAACCUUACAAAGAAAGGGAACAUUAUAGGGAUAGAGAAAUGUAUAGAGAAAACCCCAACUUUAGAGAAACCACCAGGACAAGGGAAACAUUUAGAGAAAAAGAUGCAUUCAAAGACAAGGAGGUCCAAAGAGAAUUGUACACGGGAAAUAGAGAAAGAGCUUAUAAAUAUACAGAGAUAGAACGUAAACGUGCUGAUCCUGAGAGAAUAGAAUCUAGAUUAAGACAAUUAGCAGACGAAAGCCAUAGUAACCAUAAUAAUGAAAAAGAAAACCGAGAUAAAACUUCUGGUGAUAAAGAACUAGAGGAUUUAAGAACAAGGCUACUUAGUAAACGUAUAUCAAAAGAAUUGCAAAGUCAAGAGUCAAAGAAAAGUUCAGAGUAUAUGGAUAAGGAAACAAAAUCAGAGCAUCAUUCUUCUCUCGACAAAUUACAGCAAGAACGAAGAAAGCGAAUGAUUGAAGCAGAACGAGAGAAAGAAAAAAGAAAACACGAAUUCCGAAGUGAGUUAGAAGCAAGACGCGAGGAACGGCGUCGCCGCGGUAAAAAACGCUCAAUUUCACCAGAGGACAAGAAAUCUUUCAAGAAAAGUAAAUCGGAACAGUCACCUUCGUAUGGAGAUUCUGUUGUGACUGUCUCUGAUGCUAGUGACAUCGAAAUAAAGAGUGAUUCCCAUUCAGAACCAGAAGAUGGUGAACAUACAAAUACGGAUACUGCUGAUGAAAGUUCAAGUACUGAUUCUGAUUCUGGAGCUGAAUCCAAAACAGAGGAGGAGCACGAUGAUAAUGAUAAAUCAGACAAGGAGAUAGAAAAUUCAAAACUUUGUGAUAAAGUCAGAAUUAAGUCUCAAUCAAAAUCACCCAUACCAGAUAUAAACCAAAAGAGUCCUUCAUCACAUGGUUCUAGAAGGUCACAAUCAAGGUCAAAAAGUAGAAGUAGAUCACAUUCAUUUUCACCGCCGCCUCUAGGAGAAGCAGCAAAGACUCUUGAAGAAGAAACACCGAAAGAAAAUGAAGAGAAGUCCAGACUGCGAGAAGAAGUCAUCAACUCUUUGCCACCAUAUUAUCCUGCUUUGCAGGGCUGUCGAUCAGUUGAAGAGUUUCAGUGUCUCAACAGAAUAGAAGAGGGUACAUAUGGAGUUGUUUAUAGAGCACGUGAUAAAACAACUGAUGAAAUUGUAGCAUUAAAACGACUUAAAAUGGAAAAGGAAAAAGAAGGAUUUCCAAUUACAUCACUAAGAGAGAUCAACACAUUACUUAAGGGUCAGCAUCCGAAUAUCGUCACGGUGCGAGAAAUCGUAGUCGGCUCCAACAUGGACAAGAUCUUCAUCGUCAUGGACUACGUAGAGCACGACCUGAAGAGUCUCAUGGAAACAAUGCGCGCCAAGAAACAAGUCUUUCUACCUGGAGAAGUAAAAUGCCUUAUGACCCAACUACUGAAAGCAGUUCAUCAUUUGCAUGAUAAUUGGAUAUUACACCGUGAUCUUAAAACUAGUAAUCUUCUUUUGUCACACAAGGGUGUAUUGAAGGUGGGAGAUUUUGGCCUUGCUCGAGAGUAUGGAUCGCCGCUCCGUCAGUACACUCCUGUGGUCGUAACUUUAUGGUACAGAGCACCAGAGCUGCUUUUGUGUUGUAAAGAAUAUUCCACGCCUAUUGAUGUGUGGAGUGUCGGCUGUAUAUUUGCCGAAUUCGUAAGCAUGAAUCCUUUGUUUCCGGGGAAAAGCGAAGUAGAUCAACUGAAUCGAAUAUUUAAGGACUUGGGGACGCCGACGGAUUUAGUAUGGCCUGGAUACAGCGAGAUGUCCGUCGUCCAGAAGAUGACGUUUGCUGACCAUCCGCCCGGCGGGCUGCGCCAGCGGAUAGGACAAGACUUGCUAUCGGAGACAGGACUGUCGCUGUUGCAAGGUUUCUUAACAUACAAUCCCGCCAGAAGACUGACUGCGGAGGCCGCACUAGAACACGCUUACUUUAAGGAGCAACCCGUGGCGAUCGACCCGGCGAUGUUUCCAACGUGGCCGGCCAAGUCGGAAGGCAACCGUCGCACGACGCACAGCCCGCGGCCGCCGGCGGGGGGCGCCGCCUACGCCGCGUACUCGCGCGCCGACUCGGACGAGGCGCUCGGCUUCCACGUGCACCAGCGCUCGCUCAACGUAGCGCCCGGCUUCUCGCUCAAGUUCUAACCACGCCGCUCUUUGUUACGUACGAUUACGUAAUAGGGUAAAUAAGAAAACAAUGACUCAAAUUUAUUGAAGAAAAUUAUCUCGUGAACGAAUAAUAUGUUGGUAUACUUAAUAUUGUUUAAAUUUAAUAGUAAUAUUUUUUUGGGACAUUUUUAAUUACCGAAGCGUCUUUCGUAAACGUUUUGAAAAUGGCAUUUUGUUUCUUAUAAUAAGUUUUUACGAUAUGUAAAUGUCAAAUACUAUGUUUUGCAUUAUGUAUACAUGUUACGGUCAUGUAGUUAAUCUUAUAGUUUAAAUUAAAAAUUGUAAAACUUACUGUUAGAAUUAUUUGUACGUUACACAUUAUUAAUUACAAUAAAAACUCGUAAAACUGCUGAAUGUAGUAAAAAAUCUCUAAAAUAAUUGUUAGUGAUAUAAUUAACACAAUGAAAAUAAAGACUAGUUGUUCUUUCUGUAUUGAGAAACUGUAAUACAUUUCAAGUAAAUGGAAAGUAUUGUAAUAUUCAAUCUACUUUUGAUCUACUUGUUAUUGAAAUCAUCAUACAUGUAAAUAUUGUCAUGUUGUCAUAAUUUGUAAUAUAGUGGUGUAUUAAAAUGAAAAAAAAAAAAGAUAAAAAUAGUGUUAAAAGAG
This is a messenger RNA of Bombyx mandarina (wild silkworm), 3498 nucleotides long. It is a transcript of the gene Pitslre, whose product is annotated as cyclin dependent kinase 11B pitslre. The record is from RefSeq and is a predicted model, not a curated record. Gene Ontology annotation, cellular component: nucleus. Gene Ontology annotation, biological process: protein phosphorylation; regulation of mitotic cell cycle. Gene Ontology annotation, molecular function: ATP binding; protein serine/threonine kinase activity. NCBI's taxonomy places the organism in Eukaryota, Metazoa, Arthropoda, Insecta, Lepidoptera, Bombycidae.